ACUUUCCAAUUACCGCUUCUCGUGGCAUGACCAACGGAUCAGACCCAGGCAAAGUGUUAUAGUUUUUUCGUUUUCAUUUUCGAAUAUAUAAAAAUAUAAAUAAUCCCCCGAAAAUAUCCUGUUUAAAAAAGAAUAAGGAUGUGGUCGCGGGAACCCAAUUCUCGGAUAAUUCUCUUUAGUGGAAUUCUUUGUUGUUUGAUUGCUGUAAAUGGAUUAAAUGCAGAAAAAUGUAAAACCGGAUGUCCAAAAUCUGAUUCUGGCCUACUGAAGUAUGUACCAGGUAACGUUUACGAAUACAGUAUUGAAAGUUUGAUGACUGUCGGUAUCGAUGCCAAUGAUGCCGAAGAAAUCGCUCUUAAAUUAUCCGGCCAUGCUAAGUUAUAUGCCGAAGGUAACUGCGGCUAUACUUUGCAAAUGGAAAGAAUGUCUGUGAGCGCUGUUAAGGAAUCCAUAGAGAAACAAAUAAUACAAAAUCUAAACAAGCCAAUUAAAUUCACCAUGGUCAGUGGAGAAUUGCAACCAGAAAUUUGUUCCGAAAGUAGCGAUAAUGCUGCUUCGUUGAAUAUUAAGCGUGGUAUAAUUUCUCUUUUGCAAGCAGCUGAUAAACCUCACGAAACCGACGUUUUCGGAGUUUGCCCAACUUUAACAUCGGUUUCUAAAGCUGGUUCAAGUGAAAUAAUAACGAAAGUUCGUAACUUGAAUGCCUGUAGCUAUCGGGAAAAAAUAUCUAAUGGUUUAAUCAAUGGUGUAGUUAACAGUAAAGCCGGAAUUAAAUCAACUGCUUUACUAAAAUCUGAUUAUUCUAAAGAAUUAAAACUUAACAACGGAAUUCCUGAAAACAUUCAAUUAGUUGAGGAGUACAAAUUAGCACCGAUGUCAAAUGGAGCUGGGGUUUCAAAAGCUAAAGUAAAGACAACACUUCGAUUGGGAAACGUGGGACGGGCCAAUGCCCCUCCUUGUAAUGGAGAGCCGGCUUCUAUCAUUUUUGAACCACCAACGGCUCCAGUGGCUAAGAAUAUUGGAACUUUGAAGAAAGUUUUUACCAAUACUGUUAAUUUAGUCAACGAGCAUGUCCAAGGUGAUGCUGCGAAACAUUUUACAGAGUUGAUUCGUUUGAUGCGUUCUUCGGAUGUUGAUACGCUUAUUGAACUCUCAGUGGUGCCACAUGUUAACAAAGUUCUGGCACGAAAGGUUUACCUAGAUGCACUUUUCCGUGUAGGAACAUCAAAUUCUGUUAAGGCAAUUGUUCGUCAGAUUUCGAAGUUUUCCGAAAACGAAAAGAAAUUGGCUUUCAUGUCAUUUAACUUGGUACAAUCAAUUGAAAAAGACGCUCUUAACCAAGCAGCUACUCUCUUGAAUCCAAACUCACCAAAAGAAGCCUUUUUAGCUAUUGGAAAUCUCGUCAAUAAGUACUGUAAAUUAGGAACCUGUGAUCAAAGUGAAGUUAAUGUGGUGUCAAAGAAAUUCACUGACAGUUUGAAACACUGCAAAGCUAAUACAAAGAAAGACGAAGACCGAUAUGUCAGUAUUUUAAAGGGCAUUCGUAAUACUCACAAGAUUGCCGACGCUUCAGCCCAAAUCUUGAUUGAAUGUGCUUCAGCUGAUCGAUCAGCACGACUUCGCGUAGCCGCUAUUCAAGCGUUCACUGCUUCUGCAUGUGAUGCUGGUUUGCAAUCAAUGGCUCUUAACAUCCUAAAGGAUCGCAAUGAAGAUUCGGAAAUUCGUAUUGAAGCUUACUUGGCAGCUAUUGCUUGCCCAAAUGCCCAACUAGCAAACGAAAUUGCUGAAAUUGUCAACAGUGAACCAGUUUAUCAAGUCGGUGGAUUUAUUACAUCAAGUUUGAAGGCUAUUCGCGAUUCAACUGAUCCAACUCGUGAAGCAAGUCGAAUUUAUCUUGGAAACAUCCGUCUAACAAAAAAAUUCCCAAUCGAUUCCAACCGUUACUCAUUCAACAGCGAAGUUUCUUAUGCUAUUGAUUCUUUGGGACUUGGUGCCAGUGCCGAUUAUAGCCUAAUUUACUCCCAAAAAGGCUUCUUGCCACGUUCAGCUCGUCUGAAUUUGACAUCACAAAUUUUUGGAACCAAUUUCAAUGUGCUCGAGGUUAAUACUCGUCAAGAGAAUCUCGAAGAUCUAUGGGGACACUACUUCGGACCAAAGGGAGCUUUAAGAACUGACGGACGAAACAUUCUCAGUAACCUGGUAAACAAAUCGCGCCCAAAGCGUUCUAUAGUCGAUGAUGCAGAAAAACUAUCGCAGAAAUACAAUACCUAUGGAAGCAAAGUAAACAAAGACAUCAAUUUGGACAUGGCCGUACGUCUCUUUGGAUCUGAAAUGUUCUUCCUUAGUUUGGGUGAUGACAUCCCACAAACUGUUGAGGAAAUUAUGACCAAAUUCUCUCAGUCAUAUGACAAUGUAAAGAACGGCUUGAAAAAUUUCGAACACGAAUACGCUUGCCAUUCGCUUUUCCUUGAUACCGAAUUCGUCUAUCCCACAGGUAUGGGUAUUCCAUUGGAACUCGCUGCCCAAGGAACCUCAGCCUCAAAACUAAGUAUUGCCACCGAAGUUGACAUUGACGCAAUUCUUGCAAAACCACAAGAGGCCAAAUAUCGCAUCAAAUUUGUACCAAGCGUGGAUGUUAGCGUCAAUGCGCAAUUCCGAUUCAAUGCUCUGGUUUUGGCAGCAGGUCUGCAAACAGCAAGCAGCCUUCAUUCCUCUGUAGGUGAAGAAGAAACAUUCGAAUUUACAAACGGUGGUCAUGGUUUUAAUCUUGACGUUGUUUUCCCACGUGAAAGCCUUGAAUUGAUUGAUCUUAAACACAAUGUUGAUUUUGUUGUCGCUGAACAAGAUAAGGAAACUAAAGUUGUGCCAUUGAAACCAAAGAAGAGGAGAAACGCUCCAAAAGAGAUAUGUUUCGAUCAAUUGAAUUAUAUUGGUAUGACUAUUUGCUUCACAUCGGUAGAUUCUAGCGAUGCAGCUGAACUUUCUUUUACCCAACCGAAGCACAUAGCUCUGAGGCUGCAAACUGAAAAAAAGAUCAAUAUUGUAGGUUCAUAUGAUAAGAAACCUAACGCGUUCCUGUGGAAAUUGAAGUAUUCUACUCCUGGGUCUCAAAUUCCUCAUAAUACUGAAUUAAAUGUUGAAGCGAUGGGCUCUUCGCCAAAGUCCUUCAUCCGUGCCUCACUUGAACACCCUGAAAUACGUUUAAGUGCUGAAGCUGGACUUCUUAACAACGAACAGGAAAUUUUGCUCUAUGGUCAAUAUGAUGUGAAUGGCGAUAAGAACGAACAAAAAAUUGGUCUCACUAAAAACGGCAACGAAUACCGUCCUUUGAUUGAAGUAACGACAAGCAAAGGUGUAAGCAAUGAAAUUAAUGGAAUCCACGCCGAAGGUCGUAUUAUCCGACAGGAAAAUGGAAAUAAUGUCCGUUUCACUUUUGAUAAUUUCCAAAUUAUUACCAAAGACAACGCUCGUACAAUAAUCAAUGGCUGGGCUGAUAUGAAGCCAUUUAAAAGCGAGCUUAAGAUCCGGUUGGGAAAAGAAGAGUAUGUCAUUAAAUCUCAUUUCUCACUGGAAAACGGAUAUUCUGCUGGAAUGUUUGUUCAAGAAAAGAACUCUCCCCACAGCAACGGUGCAAGCAUUGACUUGCAACUUGUACCAAACUCAUUGAGUGAUAAUAUUGUAGUAGCCAUUGCUGAUUAUAAAUUUGAAAUGCAAAACCAGUUCGAUUACUCUCGCAAGGAAAAUAAAGAUCUCGAAGAAAUGAAAUUCAAGAACCAACUCAAACUUAACCAAGGUAGUGCCCUUAUUCUUCAGGGAACACUAAACGGCGAAGUUCGACCAAAGCUCGUACAGUUUGCAAUUGAGGCAGCCAGAGGACAGAGUAAAGCUUCACUUGACUACCAUUUUGCUGCAGACAAACGUGCUUCUGGUGACUACAGUCUCGACGUUAAUGCCAAACUAAACCAACAUUACAUCGAUCUAAAGUCACGAUCCGAUAUUAAGGGAGUACACUAUGUGAUCGAAAACAGCCUAACCACGAGCUGGGGAACUAAGUUGACAGCGAAAGGUGAAGUUGGACAAAGGAUGUCAUCUCAAGACGCAUACAUUGAUCUACAAGGAACUUUUAUUUUCACUCCAAAGGAUAAACAAGGCAAUUGGUUGCUAAAGGUUCUUGGUACAGCCGAUAAAACAAGCUGUGACUUUAAACUUGUCCGUGACAGCGGUGAAAUCACUUUCAAUGGUGAAUCAAAUCAUCCCCAAGAUAAAAUCACAAAUGGAAAACUCAAUUUGCAAGUGAAAGACCAACUUGUUGCUAAAGCUGAUUUUAAAAUCAACAAAGGUGGUAAAGGAGAAUUGACUGCUAUUGUGAAUCUGAAAAAGGCCCAGAGAAAAAUUAAUAUUGACUCAAAAUUCAACAUUGCCACACCUAAAUACGAUAUUGAAACAACUAUUGGCUAUGACAACGAUAAAAAAAUCUAUGUCAAAACCGAAAAUGUUAUGGACAAGACGAAGACCUCAACUAAAACUUUGGUAGACAUCAACGGUGAUAAAUAUUUGCUUGAAGGAAAUGCUGCCACGAAAGGUGAAAAGGCUAUGAAUGGAGAAGUAGAAGGAAUGUUAAGUCUCACCAUGCCAAAUGGUCGUCAAUUUGAUGGUCAAAUAUCUCGAAAAAUCACAACAGCCAAAACUGGUAUUGCUCAUGGAUCAAUGACUGCUUCGAUUGGUGAUAAAUUGCCAAACAAUGAACGUCGUUCCAUUGAAGUGAGUUCGAAUCUCGAAAAGUAUAAUAAAAAAACAAACGAAUAUGUUGCAAGCCAUAAUAUCGUGUACACCAAUUUUGCUGGAAAGAAACUCGAUGCGGUUCAAAAAAUCAAACAUUUACUCCAAGGUAACUUUAAGUCCCUUGAUUGUAGUUUAAAACUCGGAGGGGAGUUGCUUACAGCUCCAAUUGAUGUAUCAUUAAUUAUUGACGAGUACUGCCCUAAACACGCUAUUUUCCGUGUUUCGGGAAAAUAUGGCGACCAGAUCAAUGCAAAUGUGAAUGGAAAUUAUGAUCUAGGUGCACGUGAUAAGCCAGCAUCUUAUGAAUUGCAAAUAAAUGUUGCAGCACCACAAACCAAUUUAAAGGCAUACAGCUUAGCCACCAGUGGCAAAUACCUUCGCCCCGAAACAGAAAACGGUGUUCGUUCUAUUGAACUUCAUUUUGAUCAGCGUGCUGGCGAUAAGUCAAUGAAAAUCAAUACCUUUGCAAGGGGAAACAGUAACCACGGCACUUACAGUCUUGAUCUUGCAAGCAGCAAUUUGCAAGCCCCACUUAAACUCGACGGCAGUUUCAGCACUGAAUCUCAAGGUAAGGGAACUGGUAAAUCAAAAUACAACUUGAAUUUUUCACAUGGUGAAAAUGCUAUUAAGUCUGGCUUAGAUGUAAACUAUGUUGAAUCCAACUCAGCCAUUAUUCAUUUGAUUCACGAUUCCACAUGGUCUGGAUCUCAAAAUAAAGUCGAUCUAGUGGUUCGCUUAUCAAAAGUUGACGAUACUGCCGAAGUGAAGAGUGAUUUACAAUUUAAUGGUCAGAAGUACAGUUUGGAAAGCCAGAUUUUCACCAACGAACAUAAAAAGGGAGCUACCAUCAAGGUUAUUUUACCCCAAAAGACUACAACUGUUAGUGCAAUUAUAGAAAAACUUGGUGAACUUAAGGGAAAAGUUGUCAUUAAGAUCGAUAACCUUGCUGAUUUAGACUACGAACAAACCUUGGAAGCUAACCUAAAUGCAGUUGAUGAUUUCUAUAUUACCUCUAACACCAAUUCCAAAAAAUUGAAAAUCGAUGAUUAUAGCGUAGAUAUCCGAGCUCAAGCAAACUCAGGAGGCAAAGGUGUGGAAAUCAAUGUCAAGAAUGCAAAGAGUGUUAUCAUAUCUGGAUCUGCAACAUAUAUAGUAAAGCAUGAAAAGACCAAGACCAUAAUCGAGGGUCAAGGACAAAUCCAGUAUUACCAAAAGACUAACAAUGCCAAUUUCAAGAUAAUCCAUCAAUUAUAUGAUAUUGCAACAGACAAGGAAAUUGGCAGUUCAUUGACCUUCAAUGGAACCUUUGGUCCUAAGAAUGCAGUAUCAACCCUAAAGAUGACCAAUAAGAACUUCCAUGUAAAACUGUCAGUGUGCGAAGAAAAGAAGCAGUGCACCAAUGUUGAAGUAAGGUCGAUCAUUACAACCGAUUCAAAUGACAUUACUUCUGCCCAACACGAUCUAAUGGUAUUGAUUGACCUCCGCGAAUUGGGUUAUCCUCACGAAUUCGAAUUACAAUCGAAGAGCAGCCGAAAGGGUCUUAAGUUCAACCAUGAAAUAGAGAGUAACAUCAUCUCGAACAGCAAUAUUAAAUACCAAUUGGUGGCUAGUAUCACUCCUUCAUUAAGCAAAGUUCAAGUUAAACUACCAAGCCGAGAGAUCCUUAUUGAGACCGAACACAUUUUGCCAGAGAACAUUUUAGGACACUAUCAGAGCUCAGCUACUUUCUAUUCCGAUCGUUUGAAUAAACCCAACGAUAUAACUAAGCUUGUUGCCAUUGCUACCUUAAGUGGUGUUGAAAAGGUUGCCAUUAACGCAAAGGCAGCAAUCCGCUUUGAAAAUCCAAAUAUUAGAACUUUAUCGGUGUCGGGCCAGGCCGAUGCUAACUAUGAACAGCGAACACUAAGUUGUGAAGCUGUUUUCGAUAUUUUCAAGACACCCGAGCAAAAGAUUAUAGCCAGCAGCAAUAUUAAAGACACAAAUCCCGACAAAGGACAUGGAUAUAAUAUUACAACUGAAAAUGUCUUCAAGAGUUCAGGUCUUGGCUUCCAAUAUGAGGCAAGUGCGCAUUCAGCCUUAUCCACGGACCGAAUGGAAUUCAGCUCAGGAUACAAUGUACAAAGUGGCAUUGCAGAUAUUAAGUCUAGUGGUUUAAUUUCCGGUAGCAAGGAUCGACUUGAAGUUAUUCUAACUGCCAUGAAUGAACAAUUAGUGAACUUAGUAGCAGAGUACAAUAGUAAUAAGCAUCUUACAAAAGUAAACGGUAACUUCCAACUUCUAUCAUUGAAACCUUUGACAUUGGCUGCUGAAAUAGAUCAAGACACUGCCAAGGUAUCACUUAAUAGAGCUGGAUUGAUUGACGCCACGGCUGACAUCAAAUUAGGAAAGGAGGCUAAGAUCACCGUUAACAGUGCAAACAAGAAACUUAUUAGUGGACGUAUUGGUCUAGACUCGUCACACUUUUUGGUUUCAACAUUUGAGAGCAACCGAGAUGACAUCAAGGUAUUCUUGAAAUCCGUAGAAGAAACAAUUGCUGAGGACACGAAAUCCGCCACUGAACAUUUAAAGAAACGAUUCCAAAAGAUUCGGGAAACACUCGAUCAUCAAACAGAACUGCUAAAGAAUAGUGCUCCCGAUUUUAGUGCGCUUCAAGCAAGCUUAGAAGAAAAUGUUAAUGCCAUCCUUAAAGAUCUCGAAAAUGAUCCUGCUAUUCAACAAAUAAUUCAAAACUAUCACCAAUAUUACGAGACAGCAAAGAAAUUGUACCAUGAUAUGUCAAAGACUGUUAUCGAAGCUUACAAACAAACCUAUAAUUCUGUUAAGGAAUUACUGACAAAGAUCCAAGCAUUAGUAAAAGAUACUAUUUUACCGAUUUGGGAAGAAUUCGCAAAGAAAUUAACUGCUUUGCUGGGUGACUUGCAAGUGGAAGUUGUUAAAUUUAUCACAACACAACUUGAACAGGCACUCAAGAGCUUAAGCUCGGUUGAGGCUGAUUUGAAGGCCCUAACCAAGCCGAUAUAUGAAGCUCUUAAGCCAAUCGCUGAUAGUUUACAAGAACUCGUUAAAACUAUGUCUAAAGAUUUCGAAGAUCUUCUAAAGGAUCUUAAGGAAUACUUGGCAAAAUUGCCAACUUUUGAUGCUCUUCGCAACGAGAUCAAGAAGAAAUUAGCCGAAUUAAAGACCGUAGAUGAAAUUCUUAGCUUCUUGCGUAAUAUUAUCGAUCAAUUGAGCAGUUUCUCGGCUAGCAAUGAAUCCACUGAAUUGGCAAAGAAAAUUUACGAUUAUAUUGAAGCCAAAUUGCGUGGUACCCAAGUGAAUGACAUUAAAUCUCUCGAAGGAAUCCUCAAUGCUAUUCUCAACGUUUUGAGUUCGGUUUGGAAACGCUGGACAGACAUUAAAGCCCCAACAGUUAACUUGUUAGCCCCCCUUCCAAUUUCAUUAGAGUUUCUUAAAAAUCUGCCCACAUGGAUCUCAUUCCGAUUUAGUUUAAUCAACUACUUAAUUAACGAAAAUGUCGAUUUGCUUGGAGAUUGGGCUGAUUUCUUCAAGGAACCAUUUAACAUGUGGUCUCCAUUUGAUUUGCACGGUCAUAUUGCCGAUGGCAAGAAUGUAUUUACUUUCGAUGGACGGCAAUUUGCAUUCCAAGGUUCCUGUAAAUAUGUGAUUGCCCAAGAUGCUGAUUCAAAUGACUUCAGCGUUAUUGGACAAUUUAAGGACGGAAAACUCAAAUCAAUGACAUUGAUCGAUUCGAAGAAUUUCGUUGAAAUCUCUGACAAUGGAGCACUCAAACAUAACGGCAAGCCAGCUGAAUAUCCUGUACAUGCAUCAAAUGUCCAUGCUUGGAGACGAUACUACACAAUCCGAAUGAGGAACGAAAAUGGAGUCGAAGUAACUUGUACCGCUGACUUAAAGGUUUGUCAUGUGACAGUCGACGCCUUCUACACUAGCAAGAUGCGUGGAUUAUUAGGAAAUGGAAACGCUGAACCCUACGACGAUUUCAUCAAUGUUGAAGGAAAAAUCGCAGAAAAUCGUGCAGAAUUUGUCAACGCUUACGGAGUUGGAAAUUGCCCAGCAAUAUCGGCUCCAGAAGUGGCUAACUUGGAACGCGACCCGAUUUGCUCAGAAAUUUUCUCCUACGAUUCUUAUAUGUUUUUGGCCUUCCUGUUGAAGGAUCCAACACCGUUCCGUAAAGCCUGUGAUGAAGCUGUUGUAGCUAGUCCGGAUAACAAAGAAGAGAUAGCUUGCAACAUUGCUUUGACUUAUGCCUCGGCUGCUUUGCUAGAUGAUAUUGCUGUUGCGUUACCAGAACGAUGCUUAAAAUGCAGCGGUGCAGCUGGCCAACGUGAAAUCAAUGAAGAAUUCACCACCAAAAUCCCAACAACCAAAGCCGAUAUUGUAUUUGUCGUAGAUUUGGGCUCUAGCAAAAAUGUCAUCGACAAUUUAGUCACCCCUGCCAUAUCAGAAAUACGUUCCCAAUUGAAAACUCGCGGCAUGACUGACGUCCAAAUUGUCGUAGUUGCAUUCAGUGAUGAUCAAUUAUAUCCAGCUUUAUUGACCAGCAAUGGUGGUAAAAUCAAUUUCAGUGGCAAACUCAAUUCUGUCACCCUUAAUGGACCAAGCAGACCUGAACCUUUGGAUCUAGGAAUCGGAGUUGUAAAUGAUGUCCUGAAAUGGCUCGAUAAACUUGAAAAUGCAAUUAAAGAACAAUCCGAUGAAGCGGCCUUCAAUCUUGCAAUGGAAUACCCAUUCCGUGCUGGAGCAGCUCGUUCAAUUGUAGCUGUCCGAAGCGAUCAACUUGAUUACUCCAAUAUUUUCAAGAUCUUAAGAUCCCAUCUUAAAGCUACAUUAACAGGAUUUGAAGGAUCAUCUCUACAUUUAAUUGCACCAGUUAAGGACAUAAGUGUUGAAGGUGUUCCGCCAGAAAAAUUAGUUGGAUUCAAUUCACGCAUUGUUGCCACCACAGAAGCCAAAGACGCCAAAAAACGUCAAAAGCUGAAAUUCAAAAGCGAUAUGGGAGUCGAUUUCGUGCUCCAAAAUAACGGCUGGAUAUUUGCUGCUCAGAAUUUCGAAGCAAUCACUUCUGAUGACCAAAAGAAGGCCUAUGUAAACCAAGUUACUAGCUCCAUUGCAGAUACUCUUUUCAAAACUGAAAUUGUCAGUGAAUGCAAAUGCACGAGAAACCUUUUACGUGCUGAGCACAAAUGCAAGAUUGUAUCAUCCAACUUUGUGCCCAACAAACGACCAAAGGGAGCGUAAUCAUGUGUGAAAUAUUAAACCAAAGUUAAAAGUUAAAUAUAUAUUCUACACCUUCUUUCAGUUUAUUUUGUAUUAAGACAGUUAAACCUAUAGCUGAUUAAUUAACGAUAAAUUUAAUGUACAGAUAAACAACAAAUAUGUUCUUAACUGAUAUUUUAUACAUACAAAUAUAAUGAUUUACUAACGAAAA
Eupeodes corollae is the source of this 10228-nucleotide messenger RNA. It is a transcript of the gene apolpp, whose product is annotated as apolipophorins. The record is from RefSeq and is a predicted model, not a curated record. The coding region runs from base 139 to 10038 and encodes 3299 amino acids. The transcript has 8 exons. Gene Ontology annotation, biological process: lipid transport. Gene Ontology annotation, molecular function: lipid carrier activity. NCBI's taxonomy places the organism in Eukaryota, Metazoa, Arthropoda, Insecta, Diptera, Syrphidae.